This is a messenger RNA of Pollicipes pollicipes, 1741 nucleotides long. Its product is annotated as pre-mRNA-splicing factor CWC25 homolog. Gene Ontology annotation, cellular component: U2-type spliceosomal complex. The transcript is spliced from 5 exons. The coding region runs from base 145 to 1506 and encodes 453 amino acids. Lineage: Eukaryota; Metazoa; Arthropoda; Thecostraca; Pollicipedomorpha; Pollicipedidae. The record is from RefSeq and is a predicted model, not a curated record. Gene Ontology annotation, biological process: mRNA splicing, via spliceosome.
UUGUUCGCAUUGGGCAUAUGCCCGCUCUUGUGUGUUGCAGGAGACGUCUUAUGUACGUGUUAUUCCGUCGUUAAGUAUAAAAGUGAACACCUGCAGGUUUCUCGAGGAUUGUACAAGUGAGACAGUCAUUCACCAUACCUCAUCAUGGCAGAGAGUGACAAGUUGAACUGGAUGUAUGAGGGUAACAAGUCAACCUUGAAUAGAGAGGAAUACUUGCUUGGUAAGCAAAUUGAUAGUAACUUUGAGAGACAGCAGGAUGAGGAGAAGGCGGCAGGUCCAGUGUAUAAAGUGGAGCACGAAAUUCUUCCCGGAUCCGUGGCGCGGAGGGAUCUUGGCCAGAUGCAAGUGGAUCUAGCCAGGAAGAUACAAGAAGACCCGCUUUUUCAAAUACGUAAGCAGGAGGAUCAAGCAUUGCAGGAGCUAAUGGAUAACCCGAUAAAGCGCAAACAACUAGAAAAGUUACGAAAAGCGGAGGCAGAAGGAGAGGACGGUAACAAGAAAAAGAAACACAAGAAACAGGAAGAAGAUAUUGACAAAAAGCUCUUUGCUAAGAUGGCUUUGUUGCUCCAGAAUGGCUCCGAGUCUAGUGAUUCGGACAGCGAUGAUCAUGACAGUUCCAGUAGCAGUUCCGGAAGUGAAUCGCCCGCGCCAGCCAAGAAGAAGAAGAAGCCGUCCCGCAAGCGGUCGCGGUCGCGGAGCUCCAGCGCUGGAGACCGGCGCAGCGGGAGUGAGGGGGCCUGCCGUGCGCGGCAGACGGCCCGGCCCGACGGCGUGCCAUCCAGGCGACACGCGGACAGUGCAAGCCGUCCGGAGAAGGACGGCGGAGCCGGGGAGAAGUGUGGCAGAGGACGGGACGGCAGAGGCGGUGAAAGGCACAGGCUGGAGGAGGGCAGCCGCGGUGCAGACAGGGAACGAGCGAAGCAGGACAGCAGAGGUGGACACAGGGACCGAGGAGAGCAGGACAACAGAGGCGGUCACAGGGACCGAGGAGAGCAGGACAACAGAGGCGGUCACAGGGACCGAGCAGAGCGGGGGAGCAGAGGCGGUCAAAGGGACCGAGCAGAGCGGGACAGCAAAGGCAGUCGCAGAGAUAAAACCGAGCGGGACGGCAGAGACGGAUAUAGAGAGCGAACGGAACGGAGCGGCAGGGACGAAGACAGGGACCGACGAGGGACGAACGGCAGUGGAGGAGGCCGGAACCAGUCGGAGAAGGUGCGAGGACGAGGUAGCGUCCUGUCGCAGGAGGAGAUGGAUAGGAAGCGUCAAGAAAUGAUGGACAACGCCAAGCUCCGAGAUCAGCAGCGGGCAGACAACCUAGCCAGGUACGACAGCGAGCAGGCGCGGGAGCAGCAGGAGCACGAGAAGGGCAGCGGCGAGGCGUCGUUUGUGCGGGACCAGCUGCGCGCCGCCGCCGACCGGGGCACCGUCGAGCAGCGCAUCCGCUCCAACCGCUACAACAUCCAGCGCUCGGCCGCCGCCAUGGACCGCAGCUUCGUCAAGCGGUGACGGCCGGCCGGCACGAUCUCGGUGUUCCGAAGGCCAGGCGUGUCAUGUUUCUGAACUCGGCCCGCCCGCACUGCUGUCGCGCUGUGAGGGCCGUGGGCGGACACUCGACAGGCACCCACUCACGCACGCACAGAGAACUUGCCCAGUAUGCCCGCGAAUGCUGCAGAACUGUGCCACAGGUGCGCUGGGCGGAUAAGUGUUGGUACUGUUUGUAAAAUACAAAUGAUGUAUUUGA